UGAUGACUGCAAAAAUGUUUGCUGUCUUUAAAUUUUAUGUUCUUUUGAAAAUUAUGAAUUUUUGUGAAUUAUGAAAAUGUGCAUUGUCUGUGUAUUGUUUUGAAUUGUUUAAUUCUAUCCUCAACAGAGAGAUGAAGUUGUCCCUGGUGUUAGUUUACGGCAUGGUGUUGGUGUGUUCAUCCAUGGCUCGUCCGAAAAUCACAGGAGAUAUGAUCAAAACCAUGGCCAAAACCAUGAUCGCCAGACUCAAAAAGGUUAAAGCUGAGCAUUUUGCUAUGUCUUCUGAGAUAAGCUUUGGCACUGAUAAAGACACUCCUAUCGAAGGUUUAACCUCGAUUGUGGUGUACCUGGGCUCCAUGCAAGUGAGGUUGCGUGUCCCACCCACACACCAUCUGAGGCAAGUGGAGGAAGAUGUGGACACUUUGCUGGGCUACCUUCGUGGGAUGGCCGUCGGUCAGAGCUGCACACUACCUAAGGCGGGAAGCACCCUGCUAAAAUCCGAGACAGACUUCCCCAUCACAUCUUACUACCAAAGCCUGCUGGAUCUUCAAAGAUACCUGGAGAAACUGUGUCUUAACCUGGACAAGCUAAAGUCGUGUUGA
This is a messenger RNA of Clupea harengus (Atlantic herring), 602 nucleotides long. It is a transcript of the gene lepb, whose product is annotated as leptin b. Gene Ontology annotation, cellular component: extracellular region. The record is from RefSeq and is a predicted model, not a curated record. The coding region runs from base 132 to 602 and encodes 156 amino acids. Gene Ontology annotation, biological process: signal transduction. The transcript has 2 exons. Gene Ontology annotation, molecular function: hormone activity. Lineage: Eukaryota; Metazoa; Chordata; Actinopteri; Clupeiformes; Clupeidae.